AGUCUGCUGGCAGGAGGUGUAGGGGAAAUCAGUGCUCUUCAUUCCUUCUUUUUCACCUAAAACAGAGCAGUUGUUUCAAAUUGGAAAGUAAGCCAGCUCUCCAUUAUUUCAUCUUUGCCAAAAACCUCCCUCAACAUAUAGCAAAGGCAAGCAAACACUCCAUGAGAGAAAAAUAAAACAAUGAGAGUCUAAUUUCCUGUAGUCAGAAGAAUGUUUGGCCCAUGGGCAUAAGGCAGAGGGUUUUCAAACCGUACCAAAAUGAAGGAAAAACAACUCUACUUGGACACAGAGCAGUCCAGAUGUCAUCCCAGGACCAGCCAGGAGUUCUUCAUAAAUUCAAGGGGAUCCUCUUUUCUACUUUGUCUUCAGAAGAACUUCUGAAUUCCCUGGAUUCUUUCCACGCAAGAGAAGAUGAUGUAUUUCUGGUGUCCUAUCCAAAAUCUGGCACUCACUGGAUUGCAAAAGUCAUUGAGAAUAUUCCCAAUGCUGAAAUUAGUCUAACAUCUCCAAUUGAAUUGGGAGUCGUUUCUAAAUUUGAAGAGCUAAAAAUGUGUUGUAAGCGAAGAGUCAUUCCAACACAUUUGAGCUAUAACAUGCUACCAGUGGAUAUUAAACAAAAGCAAUGCAAGAUUAUCUACAUCGUUAGGAAUCCAAAAGACACAGCUGUUUCUCUAUUCCAUUACUACAGAGAUAACCCUAAUCUCCCUGGCAUGGAAACCUGGGCUGCGUUUUUAGAGCUGUUCCUGAAAGGAAAUGUUGUGUAUGGAUCCUGGUUUGAUCACAUUUUAAGCUGGGAAGACCACAAAAAUGAUAAAAACAUUCUAUUUAUAUUCUAUGAAGAAAUGAAGAAAGAUCUUUCUAAAAGCAUAAAGAAAAUAACGACUUUCCUCGGUAUAAAUGUGAGUGAAAGCGACAUCAAUCACAUUGCUUGGAAAUCAUCGUUCAAGGAAAUGAAAAAUAAUGCAGCCAAAGAAAACUGUGAUCCAAACAAGACCAUCUGUGCCCUCACAUCGAAUAAGAACCUGGUAUUUAGGAAAGGAGCUGUGGGUGAUUGGAUAAACUACUUUACUUCAAAGCAGAAGAGAGUAUUUGAUGAACUAUUCACAGAGAAAAUGAAACACAGCGAACUAGCAAGACACUUUGAAGAUUACUCUUAAUAUAAAUGGAAAAUGAAACCAAUUUCCAUUUUAUGC
Molecule: messenger RNA, 1193 nt
Organism: Myotis myotis
Lineage: Eukaryota; Metazoa; Chordata; Mammalia; Chiroptera; Vespertilionidae
Product: sulfotransferase 6B1-like
Exons: 10
Coding region: 222-1157 (311 amino acids)
Biological process (GO): sulfation
Cellular component (GO): cytoplasm
Molecular function (GO): sulfotransferase activity
Source: RefSeq, a predicted model, not a curated record